This is a messenger RNA of Letharia columbiana, 897 nucleotides long. RefSeq lists its product as uncharacterized. The transcript is spliced from 4 exons. The record is from RefSeq and is a predicted model, not a curated record. Bases 1 to 897 code for a protein of 298 amino acids. NCBI's taxonomy places the organism in Eukaryota, Fungi, Ascomycota, Lecanoromycetes, Lecanorales, Parmeliaceae.
AUGGCGGUCCUUAGCUCUCGCAGCACAUGGCUAGUCUGCUCUACCCUUCUGUCCUUUUUCUCUUCUCUUCCGAAGGCUGGCAGCCCAGCCAAAGCUGAACAAAAGGCCAGCUAUGCGCCUGGGGAUGCAAUACCUGUUAGCUGUUUAAACAGGACGGUUGACACUGGAGAACAUAUCACAGAUGAUCAGGGCCAGCUUCAGUAUAUUUCUUUCAUGACGUGCAAUGAGACGGGGCGACCUCUCGAGCUUUACUUUGGCGUUGAGAAAGACAUUAAUUGCACCCUCGAGUCCAUUGACGAUCCCCUCUUCCACCUCCUCGAAUUCUACAUCCACAAUGAUGCCCCUUUGACCUGUCGCAUUCCCACCCAUCCCCUGACCUCCACCCAAAUAUCUUCACCCUCAACCACUUCUCCCACAACAGACGACUUCAUACCUCUCAUAUUUGCUCUCUCCGGCGCUCUUCAGCUUUCACACCUACACAUAUCGCCAAAAUUGAACGUGCUGCUGCACACGAGCCCUGAAUUAGCGACUCAGGAUGCAGAUUUAUUAGCCGCGACGGCAUACUCUUCGCCUUCACUGUCCUCCGCAUCUACGAGGAUAGUGAUUGGCGAUCCGCUUGCCCUCCAACUUUCAGUGCAUUGGUACACUAGUCCAACUCUACCGCCAUCAACAACGGGGAAAGCUGGUCUAGGAGGCCAUGUACAUCUUAGCACGGUGGUGUAUUGUCUUUUAAGCGGGGGUGUGGGCGUGGCGGCGAGUUUGGCUUAUUUCAGAGGGGUGGAGUUGCCGAGAAGGAUCAAAAGGUAUGGAAAGGACAGAACAGGAGGGGAGAGGGGUGGUGGCUACGCAUUUCCUGGAUCUGGAAUGAACGGUUAUGGGACGGGGAAGAGGGAUUGA